This is a messenger RNA of Branchiostoma belcheri (Belcher's lancelet), 7658 nucleotides long. RefSeq lists its product as uncharacterized. Gene Ontology annotation, cellular component: cell surface; prominosome; apical plasma membrane. The record is from RefSeq and is a predicted model, not a curated record. Lineage: Eukaryota; Metazoa; Chordata; Leptocardii; Amphioxiformes; Branchiostomatidae. The transcript is spliced from 38 exons. The coding region runs from base 93 to 6617 and encodes 2174 amino acids. Gene Ontology annotation, molecular function: cholesterol binding; protein binding; phosphatidylinositol binding.
UUGGGCCGAGUCAAAACACAGACCAGAUUUCCCCACCACCGGAGCAGAGGGAUCUAUCAAAUAUCAGAUGUUUUAGACAGCCGAGAGCCGAGAUGCCUCGCAGAACAAUCUUGGAGGUGAAGGUGGUGGAGGUGGAGAAGAGGAGGGUCCCCAGCAAGCACUACGUGUAUGUGAUCCACGUGUCCUGGGCCGACGGCUCCAACUCAGUCAUCUAUAGAAGAUACAGCAAGUUCUUCGACUUCCAGGUGACUCUACUGGAGAAGUUUCCAGACGAGGGGGGAAAGAACGACCCACGGCAGAGGAUCAUCCCAUUCUUACCAGGAAAGAAGCUGCUUGGUCGCAGCCAUAUAAGAGAAGUUGCUGUGAAGAGACUGAAGCCUAUCGAUGAGUACUGCAGGGCUUUGAUCAGACUCCCUACCGAAAUCUCAGAGUGUGCAGAGGUCCUCAACUUCUUCGAGACAACCAGAGAAGACAUUAAUCCUCCCAAGGAAGAGAUGAAGGAGAAGAAGAACAAGAAGAUGGCGGAGUCCAUCAGUGAGCCGCUGCUGCUGGACCAGUACGUCGUCGUCGCGGACUACGAGAAAUCUCAGCCGACGGAGAUGAGCGUGACGGCCGGCACAACCGUGGACGUCAUCGAGAAAAAUGAAAACGGCUGGUGGUUUGUGACGGUGGAGGAUGAGCAGGGAUGGGUACCGGCAACCUUCCUGGACCGCGCAGAUGGACUCACCGAAGAAAUCUCACGGAGGUCAAGGGCAGGAGAAGGAGAACAGUACGUCACUACAAAUGCCUACAACGCUCGGAGCGGGGAUGAGGUGGGGUUUGACCGCGGGGUCACCGUGGAGGUUCUGGAGAAAAACCUGGAGGGGUGGUGGUACAUCAGAUACCAGGAUGUGGAAGGCUGGGCUCCGAGUACUUAUUUAGAAAAGCCUCGAGACCAAAGUGCUGUCAGCAUGGUUCCCACUGAGAUCAUCGGAAGUGCCCUGGAAGUGAGCAACCUGCCAAACCUGGCCAAUCACAGGCGAGCUAGCAACGACGCCAGGUCUGGAAGCUCCGGCUCCACAACCCCCGAGAAAGGCAGCCCCCGAUUGGACAACAGGAAGAGUGCUGCUGAGCUUUCGGCCAAUGAGAGGAAUGGUAACAACCACGAGGCAGCCAAUCAGGAGACAGAUAGAACAGUCAGGUCCAGGCCUACUGCUCUUCCACUCAAGUCAUCGGAGAACAAGAAGAAGGAAAAACAAAGGGGAAAAUCUCCUAAAAGACCAGUUGUAGUGAAACAGAAGGAACCACCACCAAGGAGGGACUCCAUCGCAAAGCGUCCGCCGGUAAGGCCGCCGCCGCCUCAGCUGGAGAAGGAAGUGGAGUACGUGACGCUGGCAGACUUCCAGGCCACCAUACAGGACGGCAUUAGCUUCCAGGAGGGAGAGAGACUCAAGGUAAUAGAGAAGUCUCCCAGUGGAUGGUGGUUUGUGACGGUGGGGGAGGGGGGCACCGAAGGAUGGGCGCCCGCAUCGUACAUCGAAAGACGGGAGCGACCAAAGAAACCACCAGCCAGCAGCGCAACAGCAGUUCCCAAACCCACCUUCAGUCCUCCAGUGUCACCAGUAGCGAAAGUAGUCCCCGCGUUUGAGAAACCACAUGUGCAGUUAAAACGGACACCGAGUGAUGCCAUUGUGAAACCCAACUUUAGCCCUCCCCCUGUUCCCCAACAGUCGGGGAAAGAGAAGGACCCAAGUCCGGUUAAUGGAAGAAAAGCUUCACCAGUGCUACACAUCAGAGAAACUCAAGAUCAGGAGGGUCGGUUGUCUCCAAGUGAAGACGACCCGGUCUUACCGACCAUCGGAGGGACUGAUAUGCUCAGCGAAAUCCAACAAGUUCUGGCCUCAAAACAGAAAAAUGUUAGGAAGCGUUCUCCAGCUAGGAAAAGCUCACCUGCUAGAAAAAGCUCCCCUAUCAGGAAAAGUUCCCCGGUAAGAAAAAGCUCCCCUGUUCGGAAAAGCUCCCCUGGGCCCUCCAGACCAACUACUCAACCGCCGAAGGUACCGCAGAUGAAAGGCUGGAUAGAGGCAGACAGCAAGGACCUACCUUCUUCAUCUUCCGAACAACAUACAGAACAGGAGGGGGACAUGCUCAGUGAAAUUCAUAAGGUCCUUGCUGCGAAGGCAAAGCACAUAGUGCAGUCGGAAACAAAACCAGAAUCCCGCGAGAUACACAGAACUGAGAUUUCAAAACAGAACGAUGAAGAAGAAAACAACAACAGGCAACAGAAAACGAAGUUUGCAGGAAUCCCAGCAAAGCAUGCUGGGAGAACUACAAAGGGUGGGGAAAUGAGUGCAAAGCAUGAUGGGAUAACAUCAAAGCAUCAUGGGAAACCCUCAAAGUAUGAUGGAGAACUAAUCCAGGAUGAAGAGGGGAUCUACGUCACGUGCGAAAGGUACGAAAGGCAAGACACCAAGGAGAUCAGCUUCUCGAAGGGACAGAAAGCAGAAGUGCUGGAGAAGAACACAUCAGGGUGGUGGUUUGUGAGAAUAGGGUCCAAGGAGGGGUGGGCUCCCUCCACAUACCUCGGGCACGACGACAAGUUACAUAUAGAGGAAGAAGAAGAGGUCAAGUACGUGGAUGUUGAGAAAGCCGUACCUGCAAAAUUUAGAAACGGGAAUGAUGUCACCAAACACUCAUCCUCCGAAAACAAGAAACCGACUACAGUAGCAUUCCAGAAGAAGGCCACACCUCCAAACAAGAUGCCCACCAAAGACGUGGAAAUCAAAAAGCAAACAAGGGCCACAGAAGUCAAGGCAAGGUACUCUCUACCUGUCAAGAAAACCCAAACUGUGUCCAAGGUUUCGGAACCUUUGCCACCCAAAGAAAGCAUUCCACCGGCCACUAGUACAGAGAGUGUCUUAUCGGUAAGGGAGGGUAUGAGCAAGUUUACAGCUGCCUCCACAAGGACAACCAGUCCCAAAGGCUUCCAAAAGCAGGAGCCGAGAAAGGGGAGUCCAAAGGCUAAGGUUAUCCCCAAGUCAGCAUCUUCAGAUCACAAAGGUGGAAAGAUCGAAAGAGUUCCUUCCUUAAAAGAGAGGAUGGGGAUGUUGAUGGAGAAGACAGGUGGCGAAACAACAUCUUCGUUAUCCAGGAUCCCAAAAAAGAGGACAGAGGAGACAAAGGCUUCAAGAGCGAAGAGCAUUCCAGACGACAUGCACCAAGCAGAUGGUGAAGAGCGGUUCAUCUCUGUAAAGGAAAGACUCGGCAUGUUACAGGGUAAAAUCGGACCAGCACAGAAGAGAGAUGCCGCCGAUGCUUCAGUUGCAAAGUCGGGAAAAAGUUUUGGUACAGGGAGAGGACUGGCAGGUCGACCGGCAGUGCCAACAAAAGCAAAGCCUCAACUCAUUAGGAACAAACCAGCAGUUGCACCAGCAAGACCAAAGCCGCCCGUGUUCGGGAACAAACCGAGCGUGCCUCAAACCAAACCCGCAGUCCAGGCAAGUAAACCGGUAAUCUCCAACAAGAAACCCGCGUUAGCCCAAAAUAAACCGAAACUCACUCUCAACCAAACAAAAUCCUCCCCACCAUCUCUCAAAACGAAAGACGUAGCAAUCGGGGAAUUGAACAGCGCUCGCGUAGAUGUGCCCUCCCCAUUCAGACCCAAAUCUCUGACGAGAAUGGACUCCGAGACGAGUAGCCUUACGUCCGAGUCGAGUUCGCUUACGACGGUAACGGCGCUAGAAACAGAUGGGGACGAGCACAUCUACGAGAGCGUUGAAGAUGUGAUGGGUCACGAUACCACGAUAGUAACGGGAGAGAAUGUCUACAUUGCCGCGGCUAGUUAUCAUACUGACGACGCAGAGAUGCUAAGUUUUGACGAGGGAGAAGAGCUGGAGGUUUUAGAAACGCACUGGAAUGGCUGGUGGUACGCUACCGUUCGUAAGAGAAGAAACAUGGCUGCCGGGCAGCUCUCGCUUCUCAGGACUUUCCUGUGUUUUGCCGCGUUCGUGGCGCUCUGUAGAGGCCAAAACGCGACCACGUCGGGCCCUACGGCGGCACCAGGUACCCAGGCACCGGCUGGCUCUUCGGGAAGCUGCACGGCCGACAGCAGCAACGUCGUAACGUGCGACUUCGGCAGCCUUCCCGCCGACCUGCCCUACGACACCAAGGAUCCCCAUUCCGCAGGUGGUCUGGCGGGCUACUACAAUCUCAUGAGCAGCUUCGUCCGGACCAUCCAGCCCAAAGACGCCUACGAGAUCAUCAAUAAAGUUCUGGGAGGAGAGGACAUCCUGAACUUCAUCCUGACAUCAUGGCAGCAGUUGGCCGUGGACUACAUUGGCUGGGUGAUCUGCGGUGCCCUGGGCGUGGUGUUCCUGCUGCUGCUGCCUCUAGUCGGCUGCAUCUUCUGCUGCUGCCGCUGCUGCGGGAACUGCGGAGGGAAGAUGCAGCAGAAGGAGGAGGACAGGACCGGAUGCUGGCGAGCCUUCCACUCCGUCUGCCUCUUCGUCGUCACCGUCUUCAUGGGAACCGGCGUGGCGCUUGCCCUCAUGUCCAGCAUGCAGAUGCAGCCCUCGAUAACCGGCGUUAGCCAAACCGUCAAAGAUGCCUUUGCCGACGUUCCCACCUACAUCAACAACACCAAAACUCAACUGAACUACAUCGUGAACCAGCAGUUCAACACGGUGUACGAUGCAGUCAUCCAGGACAUUGACGACCGUGGCACUCUGGUAGGAGGCCCAGUACAUGACGGACUCAAGGGUGAUGUGUACCCAGCAAUAGACGCUGUCAUCGCUAUGGGAGACACUAUAUCCACCACCAGUGAUGCCCUGCAAGCGGUGAACAACUCACUGACUGUGCUCCAGUCGAAGGGAACAGACCUCUCCAACAAUCUCACCGAUAUAAGUAACAGUCUGGAUGGCGCUACAGUCUGUGCAGGAGGCGAUACUGUCUGUACUACAUUCUUUAGCACUCUGGACACUUCUGGGCUGAAAACAGAGGCCAACUUCAGCGCACUGGACAUUGGAUCAGAGCUUCAGAGUGUGAACAGUGUGCUCGGCACUAACCUCACAAGCCUUGCCCUGCAGGGGAAGCAGGAGUUUGACAACAUAUCUGGAAUUGUGGAGGACACAAGUGCAAGUGCUGUAUCAGGCAUAAAGAGUCAGUUGGACAGUGUGAAGACUACUGUUCAGGACAUCCCCAGCCAACUGAGUGUCAUUGACACAAUUCAGGACCAGAUCAAUGGCAUCGAGGAUAUGGUGGACACCUAUGUGGGAUAUGCUGACCAAUACACUGUUUACGUAGGGUAUGGAGCAAUUGGGCUGUGCUGCCUGGUCCUCCUGAUAGUGUUGUUCAACCUCAUGGGGCUGAUGUUCGGAGCCUGUGGCAGCAGCAAGAGUGACCCACCAUCAGAGAGGAGCUGCAUGUCCACUUCUGGAGGGAACUUCCUCAUGGCGUCUGUGGGUUUUGCCUUCCUGACCGGCUCCCUGCUGAUGAUUAUCGUGUUUGCCCUGUUCCUGGUGGGAGGACUCGUGGAGAGGAACGGCUGUCAGCCACUCGAGCCCCCGAGUUACGAACUCAUCGCACAGACUCUGGACUCAACCAACUUUCUGGGUAACAUGCUGUGCCAAAACUCCUCUGGACAGGUGUCAUUUGCUGAGGGACUCAAGCAAUGCGGAACAGGGAGUAGUGGCAUCUAUGCAGCCUUUGGCCUGGAAUGUGUGCUGAACAUAUCUGAGUACACAAACUUCCGAACAAAAUUCCCAAACCUGAACGACCAGCUGAAUGACAUCACCUCCAGUGUGAACCUGAGUGGGAUCGUGAUCCUGAGUGAGGACGCCAAGACCAACCUCAGGGACUUCAACACCUCAGGGGUGUCUGGCAUCGACUUUGCCACCUUCCUCAAUGAGACUCGCAAAGGCCUGACUGCCACCAAUCUCACCAAAUUUGCCGAUGACUUGGCUACUGCAGGUACAAGUUUCCAACCGGCCAGCAAGGAUAAUCUAGAUGCCAUCAUUGCUGAUCUGAGAGCGACCCAGCAGAAUGGUGUGGAAGGCAUGCAGUCUGACGUGGACACAGUUGAGACCAACAUCAACACCCUGCAGACUGCCAGCACCACUCUACAGAACGACAUCUCCAACGUUCUGACAAACGCAGAGACUGCCGAGAGCAAGAUCCAAAAUGACGGACCCGGCCUCGUCCAAAGUUCGGUGAAUGCCUACGUGGAUCGAGUGCUGGGAUAUGGCGACAAGUUUGGACAGCAUGUCGAGACUGUGGUCAACACUGAAGUUGGCAACUGCAACAUUGUGAAGAAAAUCUACGAUGCCAUGGUCGGAAAUAUCUGCGACUGGCUCCUGAACUCCCUGAACGGUUUCUGGUUUGGUCUGGGCUGGUGCCUGCUGUUCUACAUCCCCUCCAUGAUCUUCGGAGUCAAGCUGGCCAAACACUACAGAAAGAUGGACCCUGAUGAUGAAGAGAUGGGAUAUGGUGAUGGUUAUGGUGGUUACGACAAUGGCGGCUACCCUGGCCCACAGAGCUACCCCAUGCAUGACAUGAAACAUGGACAGAAAGCCUCGGCACCACCCCCCAAUUGGCACAGGAACGGCUCAAACCGUGUGGGACCACCUCCUGAGCGCUGGUAGGGCAGACUCUGGGAAAAGCUGGAGACAAAACAACAACAACAAACUACAGAUUUUCUCAUUGAUGGGAAAAUGUGCCUUCGACCAGUUUUUGAUCAUCAGAAACAAUUUGUGCCAUUUUAACUUAGAUUUUCUGAUUUGUAAGUCAAAACUAGUUCUAGGUUCAACAUAUCAUAUAUUUUGUCAAUUUUAAACCAUACAUAUCCAGGAUAUUUUAAGCUCAACUUUUUAACUUUUAAAGUUUAUAGAGUCUGUUUGGUUCUAUUUAGAAUGAGUGGAAGAAUCAUGUACAUUUUUAACAUAGCCAGUAAAACAUAUCAAUCAAGAGUUAAAAUUGCAAUGAGACAGACCUCUGCAUAUCAAUUGUAGAAAUCACAUCAAGAAACAUAUCAAGAAAGGGAACACAUAUCCACAUUUUUAACAUAGAUGUUUAAAAAAACUUGACCCAUAUUUUUCCAGGGUCUCAUAUCAUUUUGUGAGCUCUAAGCAGAGAAGGUGUACAAUGUAUUGUUAACAAUUUUAUCUAAUUAUGGUUGGAUUCAGAAUGUUUAUUUUUUACAAAGAUUGUUUUUUCUUCUCAGUUGAAUUUUUUCAGUAUUCUCUAUACUGGGGUUCAAACCUUAGUUUUUUUAAAGAGAAACUUUAGUUCAUUGUAGUAAGGAGUUAAGACGUUGGGAGCUCUCAACUGCCAAGACUCGACUGCCAGGACACCCAAGUGAGGGAAAAGCCUCACAUUCACUCUGGAAAGGACAGCAGCUACAUAUAGAAUACAUUUCAUAGUUUGCAAUAGGGACAUGACAAAAAUUUAGGAUUCAUACAUAUCAACUCUGACCAAAUUGUUGCAUGAUGUUUUGGAUCUGGCAAUAACAAAUGAUUAUAUGUAAAGAUCAUCUUUAUUUCUAUUUUACAGGAAAAUCUCUUGACGUUGAUUUACUUGUACUUGUGUGGGGUUUUAAAAAAAUUUAACAAUGUAUUAGUACUACAUAUAGUACAGUGAUAUGUUUAGGGACAGACCAGAAAGGACCAUUCCUCCCCUCCCCAAUC